Molecule: messenger RNA, 1137 nt
Organism: Aspergillus oryzae RIB40
Lineage: Eukaryota; Fungi; Ascomycota; Eurotiomycetes; Eurotiales; Aspergillaceae
Product: Zn(II)2Cys6 transcription factor domain-containing protein
Exons: 2
Coding region: 1-1137 (378 amino acids)
Biological process (GO): regulation of transcription by RNA polymerase II
Molecular function (GO): zinc ion binding; DNA-binding transcription activator activity, RNA polymerase II-specific
Source: RefSeq, a predicted model, not a curated record
AUGGCUGCAUCGAAUUGCGAUGAAAAACGGCCAAUCUGCUCCCAUUGCACAUCAUCGGAACGGCUAUGCGAAUAUUCCGAUACGACGUUUAAGGUUAUGCAGUCUAGCAGGAUUAGCAGAAAGAGAACAUCCUCCCCAUCGGUAUCUACCGAGUCAUCCAUUUCCAACCUGUCACCAGACUAUUCUGCUUCUAGCCAGUUAGAUGCGUCUGCUAAUAUGCUUCAUGCUGAGCUGUUCUACCAUCUGUUGACAGAAACAUUACCGUCUUUGUGUAAGAGUGGAAACAGCCGAGGGCUUUUACACAAGGAGGUGAUGAACCACGCACUGGCCACUCCAUAUCUGAUGAAUGAGCUCCUGGCUCUCGCUGCCUUACAUCUUAGUAUCAUUCGCGACACCCAGAAAGAGUUCUAUAGACACCAUUCGACGCAGUUACAAAAUCAUGCACUUCGGAUGUUUUAUGAGACCGACCCUCAUGCCAGCAUGGAACCACCGGUACCGGCGUUCAUCUUAUCAUCCAUGCUUGGUAUGCAUCUUCUCUGCGACAUACUGAUAUAUCAAGACCAUGACUUUCAAGCCUUUCUAGACCGGUUCAUCCAUUAUCUUCGUAUCCACCGCGGAGUCCGCACAGUCAUUGGGGGCAAUUGGGAUCAGAUCAAAGAGACAUCACUCAAGCCGAUUCUGAAGGACGCUGAGGCAAGCUUGCAGAAUCAAACGGGAGAUGGAGAGAUGUGCAACCGCCUUCUUGAACUUAUCAAAGCCUCAAAGCUAGGGCCUUCGCUGAAUGAAACCUAUGAGCAAGCGAUCAAGGCUUUGCAAUCGUCAUUCAAUGCUUCACAAUUUGGUGCCAUCGUUGAUAAUAUACAGGGUGCUCUUGCCUGGCCCAUCAUGGUGACUGGGGAGUAUACCGACAUGCUAGUGCACCGUCGGCCGGAAGCGCUUGUUAUUCUAGCACAUUAUGCAGUUAUUCUGUACUCUUGCCGCGAUGCGUGGCUUUUCGGUGAUGGUGGCAAAUUCCUAAUCCGGUCUAUCGAUCGAUAUCUUGGGCCGCAGUGGGCGGACUGGUUGUACUGGCCAAAUCGCGUCUUGGCUGAAUCGACAACCCCAUGUCUCGAUGGCACCUCUUCACUCCCCCAAUAG